Molecule: messenger RNA, 618 nt
Organism: Adineta ricciae
Lineage: Eukaryota; Metazoa; Rotifera; Eurotatoria; Adinetida; Adinetidae
Source: the annotation of a GenBank genome assembly
AUGCAAACUGAUUACAAUUUUCUAAGCGAUCAUUCGUAUUCUAUCCGCGUUGAUUAUGAUAAAUUACCUUUGAAGCAACGUGAGGUGAAAUCAAAAAAACGUCGUGCAACUCCAAUCUCAUCGAAAAAAGCAUCAUCGGCUCCUUAUUCAGUAUCUAUUCACCGCAGUUCAAGUGAUAAAGAGAACAGUUCAUCGAAUCUAAAUGAAGUAUCGGUCAAAUCAAAAGCUAACAAAAUGAAAUUAUCAACAACAUCAAAGAAGAACAGCACCAAAUCUCGAACAGCAUCUGUCAAGAAACAGUCUGUUAAAUCCACCCCCAAAUCACAUGCCAAAUCAAUUCCAAGUAAACUUGUUCAAAAGAAGACAUCGAUUCCAAGUUCAAAAGAAACAAGUGUUAUGCAGCCAUCUCUAUCGAUUGAAGAACGUGUAAAACUUCGUCGAACGACACCGUUUCUUGCACCGAUCAAACCUAUAACCAACAAGAAACCUCUUAAACGUAUUCAUCUUUCUAAAACUAAGAAAGAAACGAUCAAACCGAAAAAAUUCUUUCUUGGAUCAGGGCUCGAUCUUGACAAUAUCGUUGCUGGUAAUCGUCAACGACGUUCUAUUCAAUCUUAG